Physcomitrium patens is the source of this 3368-nucleotide messenger RNA. Its product is annotated as conserved oligomeric Golgi complex subunit 3. The record is from RefSeq and is a predicted model, not a curated record. Gene Ontology annotation, cellular component: membrane; cis-Golgi network; COG complex. Gene Ontology annotation, biological process: intra-Golgi vesicle-mediated transport; Golgi organization; intracellular protein transport. NCBI's taxonomy places the organism in Eukaryota, Viridiplantae, Streptophyta, Bryopsida, Funariales, Funariaceae.
CUAGGAUAAUCUUGGUAGGUGCAACAGAAGCUGAGAGGCUUCGCUCAGUGAGGAAGCAUGAAUGGCGAAAUUCGAGAACAAGGACGAGGUCGCGUCCUGCUUGUGCGCCCUGCAAUUGUGCGUUGGAUCUCUUGAUGGUGAUGACGAUGAGGUUAGGAUUGUAGCGCAUUCCGUUAGGUUUCCGGAGAAUUUUGAAAGAGCUCCUGAGGUCGCGGAUCGAGGGAGACAGAGAGAUGGCUUACAGGAGGGGUGCGAUCGGAGAGAAGAGUUGUUGAAGUGGAGGUGCAGGGGCCAUGGCCACAGCGAUGGAGAGGAAAGGGCCGGCUUCGAUGCACCUAUCGCAUGGCACGAGGCCUGUGGCGGUGUCGACAGGGUACAAGUUUGCGACGACAUGGGAGCAGAAUGCGCCGUUAACCGAGCAGCAGCUAGGAGCCAUCGCAACGCUGGCUCAGAGUGCAGCGGACAGGCCAUUGCCGAGUCACGUUGUCGCAUUGGCACAGCGGAGCCAACGUCCCUCAGUAUUGCCAGUUGAUAGGGAGGCGGAGACGCCAGCGAUCGAUGCGUCGCAGGGAGGGAGUUUGUUAAGCGAGCAAGUUGAGCUGAACAGCCAGCACCAUUUUUACGAGUGGUACACUGAUUUAGAGUCAGCGACGAAGUCCGAGACAGAGGAGAAGUAUCGUCGGUACGUGGACACACUUACAGGGCACUUGCAAAUUUGUGAUGACAUCCUGGCGCAUCUUGAUGGAUCCCUAGCACGGUUCGAUGAUUUGCAAGCGCAUCAUCAGGCGGUGGCUACGAAGACGAAGUCGCUGCAUGAAGUGUGCGAGCGGUUGGUGGUGGAGAAAGAGCGCUUAAUUGAGUUUGCUGAUGCUCUGAGAACUAAGCUCAAUUACUUCGAUGAACUGGAGAAUAUAUCAACGCAGUUUCAUGCCCCGACAACGAGUGUUGGAAGUGGUCACUGCCUUCCCCUCCUGAAGCGCUUGGAUGAGUGCAUUUCUUAUGUGGAAAAUAAUCCUCAAUAUACUGACUCCAGCGUCUAUCUUGUGAAAUUCAAGCGAUUGCAGAUAGUUGCCUUGGAAAUGAUCAGAGCUUAUGUGCUCAAUGUGUUGAGAAAUGCGUCAUCACUGGUACAGGCGUCCGUGAAAGAGAAUUCUACGCAGGAUGGGAGUGGCAGGAUUGCUAUUGCUGAGGGUGCAGAGACUUUGGUGCUAUAUGUGAGGUUUAAAGCAGCUGCCAAUGAUUUGAAGACCCUGAUACCGGAAAUUGAGAAAAGGGCAUCUCAGAAUAGGUAUAGUGAGUUCCUUACGAGCUUGACUUCGUUGUAUUGUGAGCAACGCCUUGCUGUAGCUCAAGGUGUAAUAUCAUCCCGAAUUGCAGAGUAUGCUAAAAGGGAGCGCCUCCCGUCCUUGACAAGAUCAGGCUUUGCAUAUCUGAGUCAGGUCUGUCAAUCGGAGCAUCAGCUAUUUGAGCACUUCUUUCCAAUGUCUUCUUCGGAUCCCUUAAACCUUACUCCUCUGCUGGAUCCCUUGUGCACAACACUUUAUGACACCUUACGGGCUCGCUUCAUCCAUGAAGCAAAUCUUGAUUUGCUUUUUGAGCUCGUUGAUAUUUUAAAAGGUGAAGUGUUGGAUGAUAAAUUAGAGCGACGACGGGAGACUGUUGCUGGUUUGCGCCCUACAAUUUUAAAGACCUUAGCUGAUAUGCAAGAAAGACUUACUUUCCGUGCACAAACCUAUAUGCGUGAUGUAAUCGCAAAUUAUAUACCAUCUGCGGAUGACCUUGAUUAUCCAGCAAGGUUGGAGCGACUAGCUACAGCUGCUGUUGGAAGCGAAGAGGAGGGUAGAGACUCUUACUUAACAUGGUACCCGCCUUUGGGGAAGACUCUCUCCUGUCUGUCUAAGCUGUACCGGUGUUUAGAACCACCGACUUUUACGAGUCUUGCGCAAGAUGCUAUCAACAUGUGUUCGACCUCAAUACAGAGGUCCAGCAAGUUGAUUGAGAGACGAGCAUCUCAAAUGGACGCCCAGCUUUUCCUUAUCAAGCAUCUUUUAACUCUUCGUGAGCAGAUUGCUCCUUAUGAGAUAGAUUUUUCAGUAACACACAAGGAACUUGAUUUCACACACUUGCUUGACCAUGUACGCCGAGUUCUGAGAGGACGGGCCUCACUUUGGAGCAGUCAAUCCCUUGCUCGGACAUUUUCCCCUAGAGUGAUGGACAACCAAACAGAUGCGAAGAAAGAACUUGAAAAGAAUCUUAAGGUCACUUGUGAGCAAUUCAUCAUGCUGGUGACGAAGAUCACGAUCGAGCCUUUGCUAUCUUUUAUUACUAAGGUAACAGCUGUCAAGGCGUCUAUUCGGAGUCGUCCCGUGGAUGCAGAAGUACGUAAGCCCUUAAAAGAACAAGCUUUUGCCACUCCAGACAAGCUGGCUGAAAUGAUAGCCGCCGUUGAAAAAGUUGUGAAGCUGCAUGUGCCUGAUAUAGUCUCAAAAAUGGGUUUGUAUCUGCAGAACUCUUCGACUAGGUCCAUCCUUUUCAGGCUCAUAAAAUCCAACAUCUUGGAAGCUCACGGACAAGUGUUGGCUCUCUUGUAUUCUGACUACACCGCUGCAGAGGCUUCACAGGUUCCCAUUAUGAAGCAAUCUGAUUUGCAAUCGUUUCUUGAUGGCUUGUGUUCAAGUUGAUCAUAUUUUGCAGAUAACAGUUUGCAGUUAAAGCAUAGCCUGCUUUGUAAAGAUUGUUCAUUUUAGCAAUCAGGUCUGUUGUAAAAGUAAUCCUACUCCUUAAUUUCUAGGUUCUCGAAGUGCACCAUGUUAUAGGUUGGUGCAUAUUCCUUCAGUUUCUGUCUACAUUUCUCACAAGAAAACAUUUGUAGAGAGCUUGAAGCAGUGACCCUCAUUCUAGAAUGAAAUGAAUGUGUGUACCCAGAGCUGCUUUUGAUUUGAUCGGUGAGAGUGAGAUGGCCGCAACUUUUGAUGUUGUUUCCUGACAUCUUGGAAUAGUGAUUUGUAGCGAAUGUUCGUAGUCCUUGCGGAACUUGCGAGCAGAUGGAUUUGUAAGCGAACAUCCGAUGGCUCUGGAAUCACUGCUGGGGCUAGACACAUGCCUGCAAUGCAUGAAACAAAUGCUUGCCAUGAGCUCAGAGGAAAACAGCUAUGUAAACUGUGCCCGUGUAGCUAAUGAUGCUUGCAUCAUCAGAUUCUACCGGAAUACCGCAACUGAUUGCGAAAGAGGAAUUCUCCCACCAGGUAUGAAAUUGGUACAGCACAUCGUACUUCGAUAAAUCACUUUCUAUUGUCAGAAACUGACACACACUUUGUCCCGAGAUUCAUGAAUAAUAAAGAGUACCACAUCGCGCUAAUUUAAGCUCA